Messenger RNA from Castor canadensis (American beaver), 959 nucleotides. It is a transcript of the gene Or51g1, whose product is annotated as olfactory receptor family 51 subfamily G member 1. Gene Ontology annotation, molecular function: olfactory receptor activity; G protein-coupled receptor activity. The record is from RefSeq and is a predicted model, not a curated record. Gene Ontology annotation, biological process: G protein-coupled receptor signaling pathway. Lineage: Eukaryota; Metazoa; Chordata; Mammalia; Rodentia; Castoridae. Gene Ontology annotation, cellular component: plasma membrane.
AUGACCAUCGUUUACAACAGCAGCCUCCAAAAAGCCACUUUCUUCCUGACAGGCUUCCAAGGUCUGGAAGAUCUCCAUGGCUGGAUCUCUCUUCCCUUUUGCUCCAUCUACUUGGCAGUUAUUUUGGGGAACCUUACUAUCCUCCACGUCAUACGUACUGAGGCUACCCUCCAUGAACCCAUGUACUAUUUCUUGGUCGUGCUAGCCCUCACAGACUUGGGCCUUUGCCUCUCCACAUUACCCACUGUCCUGGGCAUCUUCUGGUUUGAUGCCAGAGAAAUUGGCAUCCCAGCCUGCUUCAUUCAGCUCUUCUUCAUCCACACCUUGUCUCUACUGGAUUCAUCUGUUCUCCUGUCCAUGUGCGUUGACAGCUAUGUCGCCAUUUGCAACCCGCUGCGCUACUCCACCAUCCUGACGCCUGUGCGGAUUGUCAAGAUGGGGCUGGGCUCAGUGGUCAGAAGCACCCUUCUUAUCUUCCCCUUGCCAUUCCUUCUUAAGUGCUUCCAGUACUGCCGCUCCCAUGUGCUGGCCCAUGCCUACAGUCUGCACCUAGAGAUUAUGAAGCUGGCCUGCUCUAACAUUAUUGUCAAUCCCGUCUACGGGCUCUUUGUUGUGGCCUGCACCGUGGGUGUGGACUCCCUGCUCAUCUUUCUCUCAUAUGCCCUUAUCCUCCACACUGUGCUGAGCAAAGCUUCCCACCAGGAGCACCUCCAGGCCCUCAACACCUGUGUCUCCCACAUCUGUGCUGUGCUGCUUUUCUACAUCCCCAUGAUUGGCUUGUCUCUUGUGCAUCGCUUUGGUGAACAGCUGCCGCAUAUUGUACACCUGCUAAUGUCCUAUGUGUAUCUGCUGUACCACCUCUCAUGAACCCCAUUGUCCAUGGCAUCAAGACUAAGCAAAUCCGCCAACGUAUCUUUAAGAAGUUUGAAUUUGUAAAGUCACUUAGCUGUUUUCAGAAG